This is a messenger RNA of Elaeis guineensis (African oil palm), 1502 nucleotides long. RefSeq lists its product as uncharacterized. NCBI's taxonomy places the organism in Eukaryota, Viridiplantae, Streptophyta, Magnoliopsida, Arecales, Arecaceae. The record is from RefSeq and is a predicted model, not a curated record. Gene Ontology annotation, molecular function: metal ion binding.
CUGAACCCCCCAAAACCUCUCUCCCUUUCUUUUAUCCCCCCAUCCCCUUCCUUCAGAUUCUUCAUUUUUCUCUUUCCCGGCUUCAUCUCUCCGCACCGACUACCAAACCUUCUCCCCCAAAACCACCACCCUCCUCUCUCCCAUUCUCUCUCUUUCCAUCUAUCCAUAAACUAAAGCUCUCUCAUGGCAUCAGAAGAAGCAACAUCUGAACCCCUCAAAUACAAGACUUGGGUGUUAAAGGUAUCAAUCCACUGCGAGGGAUGCAAGAAGAAGGUGAAGAGAGUCCUCCAAAAAAUUGAGGGUGUUUAUGCGAUUGAUGUCGAUGCUCCCCAAAACAAAGUAACGGUGACAGGAAACGUGGACGCCGAAACGCUUAUCAAGAAAUUGAUCAAAGCCAAGAAGCCCGCAGAUCUUUGGCCUGAGAAGAAACCCACCAAUCCAAAUGCCGACAGUAACAACAACAAGAAGAACAAGAAGAACAAGAAUCAGAGCAAAGAUUCGUCCAAAUCCGAAGAGCCCAACGAAAGCUCUGAUGAUGAGAAGCCAUCACCCUCCGACGAUGCCUCCGCAACCGCUGGUAAACCAUCGGAACAUGCAGGGAAAAGUGAACGCAGAGCCGCCGAUGCCAACAAAGCUGAAGAAGCCGCCGGCGGCAAGCCCGCCGAGGCCUCGAAGGCCAACAGCGAAGCCUCCAAGAGUGCUAACAAGGAAACACCGAAAUCCAAUGGAAAGAACGUCGGCGAGAGCUCCAAUUCAGCACCCGACAAGGCCGCCGACACCGCCAAUGGCGAGAACGCCACCAGCCAGGGCGGCAAGAAGAAGGGAAAGAAAGCGCAGAAAGAGAACAGCAAUAACAACGGCGGCGGCGGAGAAUCUGUAGCUAAGGAGGCUGGUGGCAACAAUCCGGUGGCCGCCGGCGGCAUUAGCUCGCCUCCGCCGCCGUCGCCGCCGCCGCCGCAGCACAUGUACCAUUACCCGAUGUACCCUCAUCAGCCAGCGUACGUGGUGAGCUACAACAUGGCGCAUCCGAGAGCAAGCCAAGCAUACUACGCCACCCCUCCGACUCCACCGCUCUCUCAGGGCUACAUGUACUCACCCUACCCUCCGCCGGAGUUUUACUACGGUCCUUUGGAGCCGAGCUCACCGACGCCACCGCCGCCACCGCCGGGACCCUAUGACAGCAUGUUCAGCGAUGAGAACCCAAAUGCUUGCAAUCUUAUGUGAGGAGAGCUGCCGGCCGGUGGCCGGAAUCCGGAGGCGCCAGUACUGCCAUCUUUUGCUUCAGGUGAAGUAAUUAGAAUUUAGAUGAAUGUAUAAGUUGUGAGAUGUUAAGCUUAUACUUCUUGUAUGAAUGGAGUAGCGGAGCUGCGGACGGAGUGUUGGCAUUGGAGUUGGAUGGUUUUGUAACUGUUUUGUGUUGUAAAGCUAUAUUAGAUGUCAGUAUCAAGUGAUAAUAACAUGUUUUAGUUCAGGGGCUCUAAAUGAGCUCCCUUCUUCUCAUU